This is a messenger RNA of Mollisia scopiformis, 1611 nucleotides long. RefSeq lists its product as uncharacterized. Gene Ontology annotation, molecular function: 1-alkyl-2-acetylglycerophosphocholine esterase activity. The record is from RefSeq and is a predicted model, not a curated record. NCBI's taxonomy places the organism in Eukaryota, Fungi, Ascomycota, Leotiomycetes, Helotiales, Mollisiaceae. The transcript has 2 exons. The coding region runs from base 1 to 1611 and encodes 536 amino acids.
AUGACCUCCUAUCUGGCACGGCUCAGCCCGGUGCCAACAUUCCCCGAAUAUACCGGUCCUCAUGAAGUAGGUACCGUCGACAUCGAAUUACCUGCUGCAGAACUCGACGCGGUUUCUCCUUCCCCGGACGAGAAUCUAUCAACGAUUCAGUACCGCGUCUUCUAUCCUUGCGAACCGGAUUCCAAGCUGAAAACUGUGAGCUGGCUUCCAACCCCCCAACGAGAAUAUGUGUCCGCAUACACUAGAUUUCUUGGGGCUGGGAGCUUGCUCGCAGACUUCAUAUCAUUCUUUCCACGUCAUCUACAUUCCAUAGCGAUACCUGUCCGAAAGAAUGCUCCGAUCCUCAAACCCACGACCGAAAACAAGAAAUGGCCUGUCAUGUUCUUUUCACAUGGUCUGGGAGGGAAUAGAAACGCAUACUCACACCUCUGUGGUUCAAUUGCCAGUCAUGGCAUGAUUGUGAUUGCACCGGAACACCGGGAUGGCUCUGCUCCCAUUUCCUACAUUCGCGAUGUACCUUCGAAUAAUUCUCUUUCUGAGAAGUCUGCGGCACGCAAAGCAAAGCGAACGAUAGGCUAUACUCGAUAUUCGCAUACACCCAGCCCAGAGGUUGAGGCGGGUCGAAAUACACAAUUGAAGAUCCGACUCUGGGAGCUGGGUCUUAUUCACGACAGUGUGCUGAAGCUGGAUCUUGGCGAGCAGUUGAAGAAUUUGAACACCUCAUUCUCAUCCCUAGAGCAAUUCAAAGGCAUGUUGGAUGUGCACACCCCUGGAAAAACUAGCUUCGCAGGGCACUCUUUCGGCGCUGCAACUGUAGCUCAAUUCGUUAAGAGUAUCUUCUAUUCCCCACGAAACCACGAAGCACCCGCAGAAUACGAAUGUCUCUUCUCGCCCUCAUCCCGCUCACCCCUCAUCUCCCAAAUCACGCCCCACACCCCCAUCAUCCUCCUCGACAUCUGGUGUCUCCCCCUACGCGCCGAAUCCACCCGCUGGCUCUGGGACCAGCCCUUCCCGUGCUACGCCCCCGAGGGCCCAGGCGGAUCCGCCCUCCUCGCCGUCGAAUCCCAAGCCUUCUACAACUGGCGCGUUCAUCUAAAAGCCACCAAACGCCUCCUGUCCCCCGAUCCCAGCUCCUCGAAUUACGGCUUCGGUACGGUGGAAAGCAAGCAGAAAUGGGCAGAGCCAAACUUCUUCUACGCUAUCUCCUCCGCCCAUCUCUCUCAAUCAGAUUUCGGGCUCCUGUUCCCCAGACUCACGAAACAUGUCUUUGGUUCCCAAGAACCGGAACGGGUCAUGAAACUCAAUGUAAGAGCAGUGCUGCAACUAGUUCGCUCGAACGGCAUUCCGAUAUCGAGCACAUCAGCUCAAGACAUGGAGAUGCUGGACGGGAAAGAAGGUAUCGAGACAAGCAGCGAUGAGAAGAUAUUCGGCAGGAAAGAGGAGGUGAGGGGCUGGAGUUGGAUCAGUACCGAUGUGGAGGAUUUGAAGGAUGUGGAUGAUGAGGCGGAGGCGAAGGGGGAUGUGGAGAAUACGAAGGUUAAGGAGCCCAGUCAGGUGGUGGUGGGGAAUGAGAUUAUGAAGCAGCAGGAUGGGACGGCGGAACGGCUUUGA